Messenger RNA from Tinamus guttatus (white-throated tinamou), 970 nucleotides. The record is from RefSeq and is a predicted model, not a curated record. NCBI's taxonomy places the organism in Eukaryota, Metazoa, Chordata, Aves, Tinamiformes, Tinamidae.
CAGCUGAAGGAGAAAGUAGCCCAAUUCCCUGCUUCCCCAUUCCAGAAUUUGGAAGUUGUCACAACUCUGGGCGUUGGUUAAAGUGAAAAAUGAGAACGUAGCUUUUGCUAUGAAAUGUAUAAAGAAGAAACAUGUUGUGGACACCAAACAACAAGAACAUGUCUACUCCGAAAAGAAAAUCCUCGAAGAGAUAUGUUCUCCAUUCAUUGUGAAACUGUACCGCACAUUCAAGGACAGCAAGUACGUGUACAUGCUCCUGGAGGCCUGCCUUGGAGGGGAGCUGUGGAGCUUGCUGAGAGACAGAGGCAGCUUUGAUGAAUCCACUACUAAGUUCUGUGUUGGGUGUGUGACAGAGGCUUUUGACUACCUACAUCAUAUAGGAAUUAUCUACAGAGACCUGAAGCCAGAAAAUUUAAUUUUGGAUGCUGAAGGAUAUAUAAAACUGGUUGAUUUUGGAUUUGCAAAGAAGAUUGGAUCAGGGCAGAAAACCUGGACGUUUUGUGGGACCCCUGAGUAUGUUGCCCCUGAAGUCAUUCUGAGCAAAGGCCAUGACUUCAGUGUGGACUUUUGGUCCCUUGGGAUUCUUGUGUAUGAACUCCUUACUGGCAGUCCUCCAUUCUCUGGAGCGGAUCAAAUGAUGACCUAUAAUUUGAUUCUCAAAGGCAUUGAAAAACUGGAUUUUCCUAAAAUAAUAACACGGCGGCCUGAGGAUUUGAUCCGCAGACUCUGCAGGCAAAACCCUACAGAGAGAUUAGGCAAUUUGAGGAAUGGAAUUAAUGACAUCAAGAAGCACAGGUGGUUGAAUGGUUUUAACUGGGAUGGUCUGAAAGUGAGGAAAUUAGCAUCACCUUUAAAAAGAGAGCUGACUGGACCGACCGACUACAGCUACUUUGACUGCUAUCCGCCUGAAGAGGGAACCCCUCCGGAUGAAUUUUCAGGCUGGGACAAGGAUUUCUGAGAAUUUUUCUUC